Messenger RNA from Homo sapiens (human), 8440 nucleotides. It is a transcript of the gene SLC43A2, whose product is annotated as solute carrier family 43 member 2. Gene Ontology annotation, molecular function: transmembrane transporter activity; L-amino acid transmembrane transporter activity; L-leucine transmembrane transporter activity. Lineage: Eukaryota; Metazoa; Chordata; Mammalia; Primates; Hominidae. Bases 383 to 2104 code for a protein of 573 amino acids. Gene Ontology annotation, cellular component: plasma membrane; basolateral plasma membrane. Gene Ontology annotation, biological process: transmembrane transport; amino acid transmembrane transport; L-alpha-amino acid transmembrane transport. The record is from RefSeq and is marked reviewed. The transcript has 15 exons.
AGGUCUGGGCGCUGAUCUUGUGGUUGAAGAAACCAGCUCUGGGGAAGGGUCUCGGGCGCGGGCGGGAGGGCACCUGUCAGGGUCCCUGGGAGAGGCAGCCCUCGGAUCUGCCCCUGCCCACCUCACGCUGCGUUCCAUGCUGGCCCCAGGCGAUGUCAGUCCUGCUGCAGGCCAGGACUAGUUCCACGGCCCUGAGCAUGCGUUAGCCCCUUCUUGCCUCCAUGCCUCAGUUUACCUCGGAGUGAGCUGCGGGAGACGUCUCCCUGCCUGGCCGGGGCGGCUCUGUCGUAGCGGAGGGCAGCGGUACGAGCCGGCCGCGGGCUCGGGGUGUCCCAGGUGGUGCAGAGCCGGAGCCGGAGCCGGAGCCGCGCCGCGCCGCACCAUGGCGCCCACCCUGGCCACUGCCCAUCGGCGCCGCUGGUGGAUGGCCUGCACGGCCGUGCUGGAGAACCUCCUCUUCUCGGCAGUCCUCCUGGGCUGGGGCUCGCUGCUCAUCAUGCUCAAGUCAGAGGGCUUUUACUCCUACCUGUGUACCGAGCCAGAGAAUGUCACCAAUGGCACAGUGGGCGGCACAGCAGAGCCGGGGCACGAGGAGGUGAGCUGGAUGAACGGCUGGCUCAGCUGCCAGGCCCAGGACGAGAUGCUAAAUUUGGCCUUCACUGUGGGCUCCUUUCUGCUCAGUGCCAUCACCCUGCCCCUGGGUAUCGUCAUGGACAAGUAUGGCCCGAGGAAGCUCAGGCUGCUGGGCAGCGCCUGCUUCGCGGUUUCCUGCUUGCUGAUUGCGUACGGAGCAAGUAAACCAAACGCUCUCUCCGUGCUCAUCUUCAUCGCCCUGGCUCUGAAUGGCUUUGGUGGGAUGUGUAUGACCUUCACCUCAUUAACACUGCCCAACAUGUUCGGCGACCUUCGGUCCACGUUUAUUGCCUUGAUGAUUGGGUCCUACGCCUCCUCGGCAGUCACCUUUCCAGGAAUCAAGCUCAUCUAUGAUGCUGGUGUCUCCUUCAUCGUCGUCCUCGUGGUCUGGGCCGGCUGCUCCGGGCUGGUUUUCCUCAACUGCUUCUUUAACUGGCCCCUUGAGCCCUUCCCGGGGCCGGAGGACAUGGACUACUCGGUGAAGAUCAAGUUCAGCUGGCUGGGCUUUGACCACAAGAUCACAGGGAAGCAGUUCUACAAGCAGGUGACCACGGUGGGCCGGCGCCUGAGUGUGGGCAGCUCCAUGAGGAGUGCCAAGGAGCAGGUGGCGCUGCAGGAGGGCCACAAGCUGUGCCUGUCCACCGUCGACCUGGAGGUGAAGUGCCAGCCGGAUGCCGCAGUGGCCCCCUCCUUCAUGCACAGCGUGUUCAGCCCCAUCCUGCUGCUCAGCCUGGUCACCAUGUGCGUCACGCAGCUGCGGCUCAUCUUCUACAUGGGGGCUAUGAACAACAUCCUCAAGUUCCUGGUCAGCGGCGACCAGAAGACAGUGAUGGCCACGGUUGGCCUCUACACCUCCAUCUUCGGCGUGCUCCAGCUGCUGUGCCUGCUGACGGCCCCCGUCAUUGGCUACAUCAUGGACUGGAGGCUGAAGGAGUGUGAAGACGCCUCCGAGGAGCCCGAGGAGAAAGACGCCAACCAAGGCGAGAAGAAAAAGAAGAAGCGGGACCGGCAGAUCCAGAAGAUCACUAAUGCCAUGCGGGCCUUCGCCUUCACCAACCUGCUGCUCGUGGGCUUUGGGGUGACCUGCCUCAUUCCCAACCUGCCUCUCCAGAUCCUCUCCUUCAUCCUGCACACAAUCGUGCGAGGAUUCAUCCACUCCGCUGUCGGGGGCCUGUACGCUGCCGUGUACCCCUCCACCCAGUUCGGCAGCCUCACGGGACUGCAGUCUCUGAUCAGCGCGCUCUUCGCCCUUCUGCAGCAGCCGCUGUUUCUGGCCAUGAUGGGUCCUCUCCAGGGAGACCCUCUGUGGGUGAACGUGGGGCUGCUCCUUCUCAGCCUGCUGGGCUUCUGCCUCCCGCUCUACCUGAUCUGCUACCGGCGCCAGCUGGAGCGGCAGCUGCAGCAGAGGCAGGAGGAUGACAAACUCUUCCUCAAAAUCAACGGCUCGUCCAACCAGGAGGCCUUCGUGUAGUGGCUGCCGCCUCGGAACUGCGGUCUCCUGCCUGUGCUUCAGUGACUGACCCCUGUCCUGCCCCUCCAGAGUACCCCACGCACCCCCAGGACCUUCGCCGUCUCCGUGCCAGCGUUCACGCUCCCUCCCGGGGCCCUGCCUCGGAGCUCUGUGGUGGAAGGACGGGAGAGGGCCCCGGACACGCGCGUUUUCUCCUGCCGAACGCAGGGGCUGCCCUGACUUUGCUCUGCCGCCCCCCGGGGACCCGGGGCCUGGGGUCUCUGUGGUGCCUGCAGCAGGAGCCAGGAACGCCCGGCAGGCAGGCGCUCUCCCGCCAGUGUCUGGAUUCUGCCUCUUGCCAAAGCAGAGGGGGCUGCCAUCCCCUGCCUGCCACCUGCCCCUCGGCUGCAUGCCCACAGCCGUACCUGCCUGAGGACAAAGGCUUGCACUGUCUCGCCCGCGCCUGGCCCCCACCCCCUCCCCGGCCAGCCUGAGGCUGCCUGAGGAAGGAAGGACCCGCUUCCUGUUGUCGGUGCUAAUUCCUUUGUAAUUCCAGCCCCCUGUCGCCUGUCCAGGGCCUGCCCACCCGUUGGAGGCCGGUGGAGAAGCCCCACCUGGCUUAUGCCCUGGAGAGGGUUUAGCGGGCUGGGUGGACCCCUCGCCUCCUCCCCGAGGGCCAAUGCCGCGGACACGUUUUCACUGUCACCCUCGUUCUGUCUGCCACCUGAAGGGAAUUUGAGGACCGCCGCCAGGGCACCCCGUACAUACACACAGCUGCUUUUGUGGAGGUGGACGAAAGGCUGUGGCCGGCAGACGUGGAGGUCCAGGCCGGGGUGGGGACGUGGGUGGGUCCGAGGUGUGUGUGGGGUCGGGGUGGGCUCUAGGAGUUAGCCCUUAUCCCCACUGACCAGGCGGGAGCCGCCAGGCCUGCAGCUGGGCCAGUGCCCAGGAGCCAUCCUGGCGUGGGGCCAGGAGCUUGUCCAAGGCCACAGGCCCACAGCACCCCCUGCCGGCGGGCUCCGUGGGGCCCUGGAGCUGAUGACGGGGGAGGCCCGUCCGCCUGGCCCACCAACCCGCCCACCUUGACUGCCCCCAGAAGUGUGUCUUGAGACCUCCUGGGCGUGCUUAGAGGGGUGAGUUGUGUUUGGAUUUUUAGUUAUUUUCUCUUCAGUUUUAUUAGACUUCUUUUUUAUAAAGCAAUAAAUCCAUUUUCCUCCGGGUAAGGGAUGCCCCUUCUGGCAUAUCAGUUAAUAGCUGCAUGUGCCUAUUUUGAGCUUGAGAAGAAAAGGCAGGACAAGAUUCUCUGCCACCGACCAGCUCCAGCCGUGCCCAGCUGCUCUUCGUCUCUCUGGGGGACUGCUGACUCGGGAGGGACAGUGGGCCAGGAAAAGACCUUCCUCCCCAACCCCCAAACAAACUGGGCUUGUGCAGACAUCUUAGAAGUGUGAGCCACCCUCCUCUACCGAUUUUCCCAGCCAAACAGGCGAAUCCUGGUCCCUUUCCAUCCCUACACCCUUCCACAACCCUGAAGAUUCCCGCUGGGUUCUUCUGCAGGCUCAGAGCAGUUCAGGAUGUGGGCGGCAGGGAGGGGGAUGAAAGGAGAAGAGGAAAGGGCAGGUCCAGGCCACAUUCAAGCUCCACAUUAACAGCUUGGGCGCCUGGAACACAUAUCUCCUAGGCUUUAUUUCACUCAAAUAUUUAAAAAAAGACUGGGCGUGGUGGCUCACGCCUAUAAUCCCAGCACUUUGGGAGGCCAAGGCAGGAGGCUCACCUGAGGUCAGGAGUUCGAGACCAUCCUGACCAACAUGGAGAAACCCCGUCUGUACUAAAAAUAAACAUUAAUCGGGCGUGGUGGCGUGCGCCUGUAAUCCCAACUACUCGGGAGCCUGAGGCAGGAGAAUCGCUUGAACCGGGGAGACGGAGAUUGCCGUGAGUCGAGAUCGCACCAUUGCACUCCAGCCUGGGCAACAGAGCGAGGCUCCGUCUCAAAAAGAAAAAAAAAAAGAGAACGAGAUAAACAUGCCCACUCCUGAGAACACUCGUUUUGUGAUGUUAGUGGUUAUUCUGAUUUUCAAGAAAGUAUUAUAGUCAAGUUUGGGAAAGGCUGAGUUAAAAGUCAAGCCUGUUUCCUUACAGCCAGCACUGACAGCACUUUGCCAACGCUCAUGAGCUCCGUGGCUCCUCAGGAGCGGGUGUGCUGUGCUGCCGAGGAACGGCUCGAACCAUCAGAGCCACCAGCCUCCACGUGCGGCUCCAUGAUCACCCCCAGCAGAGGCUCCCGGGUGCUGGUUCCAAAUGGAGACUCCAGGUCUUGCCGCUGACCGGUGACUCUGCUGCCAGCAUUUGAGACCCGCCAUCACACAGGAGUUGCAGAUUCGGAGAAACCCUAACUAGCCAGGGUGCUGCCAGCUGGGAAAAGGCCGCCUUUUUUUUUUUUUUUUUUUUUUUGAGUUGGGGUCUUGCUCUGCCAUCCAGGCUGGAGUGCAGUGGUGCAACUGAUAGCUCACCACGGCCUCCAACUCAUGGGCUCAAGGGAUCCUCCCACCUCGGCCUCCUAAGUAUCUGGGACUAUAAGUGUGUGCCACCAUGCCUGGCUAAUUUUUUUUUUCUUUUUCAUAAAGAUGAAUUCUUGCUAUUUUGCCCAGGCUGGUCUGGAACUCCUGGGCUGAAGCAAUUCUCCCACCUCAGCCUCCCAAAGUGCUGAGAUUACAGGCGUGAGUCACAAUGCCUAGCCAAAAAGCCAGUCUUGAGAUGGGGAAGACGUGGCCCGUGCUGUCCCCAGCAGUGCCCAGUCCCAGCCAAAGUGGGCAGUGCUGCCUCACUCUCCCACCCACCCUCAGGGUGUGGCACUUACUGGGAAGAAGCAGGCAUUGAGAAACAGAAUUGAGGGGGGGAAACAGUCCAGGGCCAACAGUGCUUGGGGAUUGAGGCCUGAAAAUGCGAGCAGGGUACAGAGGCUGUGGCUGGCCAGAUGGGUCGGGUGCCCCCUGCACUCCCACCCCCUAGUCAGGGGUCACCCAUCCUACUUUGCCUUGUGUGGAGCUGACAGGUGACAUGUUUUCCUAUUGUUGUCCUUGACUUGAUAACAAUCUGGGAGUUAAACACAUAUGAUCAUCCCUGCUUUACAACUGAAAAACGAGGCCUAGAGAUACUAUCAUCAUAUACACCUGAAAAACGAGGCCUGGAGCGAUGGAGGAGCUUGUUCAAGGUCAGAGCCAGCACUCAUAUAUGGGUCUUAAGACACUGGAGCAGCCAAGGGCCUCUAGACCAGGACAUUCCACUCGGAGCAGCAGCUCAGGGGCCACCAGGCCUCUGUGGCAGGGGGACCUCUGUGGCAGGGGGGACCUCUGUGGCGGGGGGGGGGCCUCUGUGGCAGGGGGGUCACAGCCCAAGGAAGGGGAGCAGGCCCAGGCAUGGUUUCCGUUUCUGGGAGCCAAGAGCCUUCUCAGAAGAGGGGGAGAGAGCUACUGCAUGGAAUCAUUUGGGCCCUGGAGGCUGAUGGGUACUUGGGGGAGCAAUCCCUGGUGACCCCAACCAGCAAGACAAGUGCCCUGUGAAGGGGAAGGGACUACAGCUGAUCAAAGGAGCAGGCACCAGUGGCCGGGCCUCCCGUCUGCCCCUCAUCCUCCAGGCUCUGGCGGGAAGGAGCAGGAAGGGCUCCCUGCCCUUGGGGUUUUGAUCAGUGAGGAGGGGGGCUUGGGUCUGAGUCUGGGUCUGGGUCUGCUGCCGAAACACUGCCCCCAGUCCCUCUCCUCACUAGACUCUGGGGUCUAGGCGUGUCUUUGUGGUCGGCCUUCUCCAAACCCUCUAGGCCUCUGUCUGCAGCUGCUGCUGCCUGGACCUAUACACAAGGUCCCACCCCUCACCGGGGCCAAAGACGUGGUUGCAGGCCCUGGUGGAUCCUUUCUGUUUUGCUCCAUCCCCGUCCCCUCUUGCACCCAGCAUCGUCCUGGUCAGAACUUCCGUUUAAACCUUCCUUGCCUGCCGUGCACUCCGAGGGGGGCGUCACUUUGCCAUAGGCCCCAGGGCUGAAAAUGGCGGGACAUCCAGUAUUGGGCUCACGUGCAUAAGACUGUCCCAGACAGCAGCACAAUCACGUUCAGCCAAGUGGAGUUUCCGACGCACUUGUGUGGCAGCCGCGUGAAUGUGAGCCGAUAUGCAGCUGGGAGGGGUUGUGGGCCUCCUGCGGUGAGGGGCUCCUGCCAGGAGCUCUGAGAAGCCUCCACAGAAUCAGCCGUCGGGCUCCUUCAGCAGCAGCUCCCCUUAUCUGUGCCAACGACUGGGGGCCUAACUCAAGGGUGCCAGCCCGUCUUCCGCCAAUACAGACUGUGGGAUUCUGAGAGUUAGGAGCCUGGGGUCCCCUGGGGUGGGGUGGUCAGGGUGAGCAGGUGGGCUCUGUGAGCCUGUUUCCCCAUGCCCUGACUCACCCCAAUCCCUGGGUGAGGACAGAGCUCCUGAAGGCCACUGAAGGAGGUGCAGCACACUCCACCUGGGUGGCCUUCCGCAGCUCAGCCCUCUUCCUGCCAGCAGGAAGCCUCUGCCUGUGCUCCUUAAGUUAGCCAUCCUCACCCCCUCCGGGCAGCUCUGAGACUGAGCCAGGGCCACUAGCAGCACCCAGACCUCGACCCUUCUCAGACCGAGGCGCCACCACCCCAGGCCGAGGAGGCAAGGAGGGAAGACCAAAGUCUAGAGGACUGUCUUGGUGGCCCUGGGCGAGUCUUGAACUUUGGUGCCAUCAUCUGCAAAAGGGAGGAAAGAAUGCCUGCGUGGUGCAGCUACGUGGAUACGCAGUGAAGACCCGCAUGGUGGGACGCCUGGCACUUAACAAUGGUAGCAUUUGGCCGGGCGCGGUGGCUCACGCCUGUAAUCCCAGCACUUUGGGAGGCCGAGGCGGGCGGAUCACGAGGUCAGGAGAUCAAGACCAUCCCGGCUAAAACGGUGAAACCCCGUCUCUACUAAAAAUACAAAAAAUUAGCCGGGCGUAGUGGCGGGCGCCUGUAGUCCCAGCUACUUGGGAGGCUGAGGCAGGAGAAUGGUGUGAACCCGGGAGGCGGAGCUUGCAGUGAGCCGAGAUCCCGCCACUGCACUCCAGCCUGGGCGACAGAGCGAGACUCCGUCUCAAAAAAAAAAAAAAAAACAAUGGUAGCAUCGUUUUCAGUGCCCAGGAAGAAGGCAGCUGGGACAGGGAAAGGGCCACCACACCACACCCAAGCCCAUACAACAGGAGAGCCACUUUCAGCAGCUCUGAGCAGGACAGACUUGUGGCCAAGUCAAGAAAGUAAGGUCUGGUCCCAGCGAGGUGGCUCAUCCCUGUAAUCCCAGUGCUUUGGGAGGCCGAAGCGGGGGCGGGGUGGAUCACUUGAGGUCAGGGGUUUGAGACCAGCCUGACCAACAUGGUGAAACCUCAACUCUACUAAAAAUACAAAAAUUAGGGCCGGGCGCAGUGGCUCACGCCUGUAAUCCCAGCACUUUGGGAGGCUGAGGCGGGCGGAUCACAAGGUCAGGAGAUCGAGACCAACGUGGCUAACACAGUGAAACCCCAUCUCUACUAAAAAUACGAAAAAAAAAAAUUAGCUGGGCGUGGUGGUGGGUACCUGUAGUCCCAGCUACUUGGGAGGCUGAGGCAGGAGAAUGGCAUGAACCCGGGAGGUGAAGCUUGCAGUGAGCCGAGAUUGUGCCACUGCACUCCAGCCUGGGCGACAGAGCAAGACUCCGUCUCAAAAAAAAAAAAAAAAAAAAAAAAAGUAAGGUCUGUAUCUGCUGACCCCACCCUUCUCCGAAGCCCUCUCCGAGCAAAGCCUUAAGAAACUCUUCUCUCGUUCACUUUUCUUUUGUGGCUUUCACGUUUUGGUAAGACUUGGCCAAAUAGCUGCUCGAGAUAAUCAAUCACUGGUGGACAAGUUUCUGCUGAGUGAGGUUUCUGCUGAGUGGGGCGACUCAAGGCACGGUCACGUAGGCAGCACCUGUACACCGCAUCCUCAUACAGCUGCGGGACCGUGCCUCUGACUGUGUGCGUGUGUGUUUAUCUAAGUGUGAGAUGCAUCCGGGCAUGUCAGGGUGUGUACAUGUUGGGAAGACUGUGUAGAUUUCUUGUGUGCCGCUCUCUGAAUGGAGGAGAGGGGAAGCGUCUUACCUCGCUGAAUCCCUUUCCAUUGCUGGAAAGAACACCUGGGCAGGAGCGGCCCCAAGACCCCGCCCAGGCCCUCGGAAGGGAGCCUGAAGGGUUAAUCCGUACCCUGUAUUAACCAGGGUCAACCCAGCGGCUGACCCGCCUCUUCCCUGCUCCUUUGCCGUUUCUAGCACCUGGCUUACUUCCUGGCACACAGUGAGCACUCAAUAAAUGUAUGCUGAGAAUGA